Messenger RNA from Ostreococcus lucimarinus CCE9901, 765 nucleotides. RefSeq lists its product with no specific name. The transcript has a single exon. Gene Ontology annotation, biological process: protein import into nucleus. Lineage: Eukaryota; Viridiplantae; Chlorophyta; Mamiellophyceae; Mamiellales; Bathycoccaceae. Bases 1 to 765 code for a protein of 254 amino acids. The record is from RefSeq and is a predicted model, not a curated record. Gene Ontology annotation, cellular component: nucleus.
AUGCGCGCGGACGAAUCGCUCGAAAGCGCGUGCGUGCGCGUCGUCCUCGGACUCGUGGGUAAGCGCGCGCGGACGCGCGGCGGUGCGGAUGAGAAGGCGAGCGCGAGCGGGACGGCGUCGUCGUUCGACGCCGCGCGGUGUCGCGAAAUCGUGCUCGAACAGCACGCGAAGCGCAGAAAGGUGAGAGGAGGACGCGUGGGUUCGGUGCGCGGCGUCAGAGACGCCGACGUCGAUGAUUUCGACGAGGACGACGAGGACGAGGAUGAUUACGCGCGCUUGACGGAGGCUGAAGUCGAGCGCGUGUUGCUCGCGAUGCAAGACGCGAUGGAACGAGAACUCGCGAACGAAGAGCGAUUGAUGAGCGAGCGCGCAGAGGUAGAAUAUCGCGAAGACGAGGAAGAACAGGAGCGGUUGACGCGGGCGAUUGAGGCGUUUGAGCGAUGGAAAUUUCCCGAGGCGGAGGACGUCGGCGAGAACGCCGAGUCGAGCGGCGAAGACGUCUUGUGUCCGGUGUGCGCCACGAGACGGGUGCUUUACAACAGGCACGUGUUAUUUUGCGCGUGUGGGGACUUUAGAAUCGCGCGUGCCGAUGAAAACGUAGGGUUGACGUACUUGAAGCGACGUUUGGCGGAGACAUUUGAGGCACACGUCUCACGCGGGUGCGGCAACGCUGGUGGGCUUCGGUUUAGCGUGCGCGAUGAGUACGGUUUAGAUGCGUGCGUCGCAAAGUGUGAAAGGUGUUCGUUUUUAGAGAUUGUGAUGUAG